CGGUCCAUCUUGCCCAUAACGCGCCGUCUGUUGUUGUAAAUAAUGGCGGCCUCGGGAGGCGGAUUAGCAUCUCCCAACGUCGCGGGCUUGAGCACUCAAGCGCCGCCGGCUCGGGCUCGCUUUCCGGGCCGGCCGUGCUCGGCUCGCAACAGGCUGCGGCUGGACAAACGACCCAAACGCGGAAGGUUCGGCUCCUCCGACUGCGGCCAGCUGGCUGCCGGAGGGCCGAGGCCCGUAAACAUCGGCCUCGCGUUGAGCGAAGACCCGGCGCUGCUGCGCCUGCUCGGGGCGGCGGAGAAGCACAGGCGGCAGGGAGAUGCGGGCUUCGACUCCAGCAGCAGUGACGAGGAGGAAGAUUUCUCUGGAUUUGGCUCCACGAGAGUUCGUCCACAGAGAGCUUCGGUCACUGUCCCUCAGUCUUCCAGCAGCAAAGCCCAAUCUUCCCGGGCGUUGGACCAAUCACCAGGAGCAAAACCUCUUAUUGGAAAAAUUAUUCCCAAGACUCAAAAAUCUGCUGUUCUCGGGAAGAUCGUAUCAAGAGUUCAGAAAGAGGAGCAAGAUGUUAAAGAAAGCGCUGUAAAACACAAAGAAACGCCAAAGGUUGUGGAACAUGACAACCAGGUGAAUCUCACUACAAAAGUCAAACCUUUGGACAAGCGUGCUUCAGGUACACCGACCAGAAAAGUAGUUGACGUAACCAGCAAAACAGGAAAAUCAGGAUUUACAGAAGCCCUCGAAAAUCAAACAGCCAGUACAUCAGCUGGAAGCACCAAACACCAAGAAGAAGUGGCGAGUACUCUUACAUCAGUCGACCGCGCACAACAAACUCAAGCAUUUGUGAAAGAAGAAGACGACACCGAUCACUCUACAACAAAGACGACAGAAGCUGCAGCAGAGGCAGGAGCCCCAAGAGGAGAGGAGGCAGCUAUGCCCCAAGAAGGGCAAGAUGGAAAUGAGCUACAGAUCCAAGGUCAAAAGAUGAUCCCACCAGAAGAGCCACAGUCGGUUCCAGAGCAGCUGCAGCAGAGUUCCAACACUUCAUCCACAACUGUAGCAAGCGGGCGUUCCUCCCGCAUUAUUAAAGCUCCCAAGAGGUUCCUGGAUGAGGAAAUGAUCCCCUUUCCAAAGGGCUCCCUGACAACGUGGCUGAAAACUCAGAGAGAGGAGGGAAAGGCCGGUGCGCCGCUUCACGAGUCACGCUACGAUCGCAACUCUCAGCCAUCACAAAGUUUCUCUGUAUUUGACAGCCUUUCCAAUGUUUCAAGAGUAUCAUCACCAUCAAUUUCAGGAGCAAGUCAUGUAGAGAUCUACAAGAAUCUUAAGAAACUGACUUUAAAGCUUGCAGAGAAAAAGAGAGGGCAAUCUGAGGAUUAUACUUAUCAAGGGGACAGUUUUGCCUCUCAUGUCAGGAGGAAACGGAAGCCCAAGCUCAUGAUGGAGGAACUGAACUCCCCCGGCGUUGUGAGGAAACUGGCUGUGGUGGUGGAGUCACCCUCUCAAAUCCCAGCAGAAGAUACAACACAUACCACAGCUGGUGUGCCUGGAGCCAGUAGUGAUACAUUAGAAGUCAGCGGACCCAGCUAUCGGAUUGGUCUCAGUGGAGCUAAUAAGAGGAUGCUGCACCUGUUGAAGAAGGCUAAAGUUCAGCUCAUCAAGAUUGAUCAGCAAAAGCAGCUCAAGUUGUCACAGUUGGGCUCUAGAGAAUCACAAAUGCCAGUGAGGAGGAGGAGGACGACAACGGCAACAAGUGUGGGGCUGUCUAACAAAGAUAUUGGUCUGCAGGAGCAGCCACUCGGGGGUCCGAGGAUCAAGCAUGUCUGUCGGGCAGCUGCAGUGGCGUUAGGGCAGCCUCGCGCCAUGGUCCCUGAUGAUAUUCCCAGACUCAGCGCUCUGCCGCUUCACGAAAGGGAGGGCAUCACGUUUUCACCCACAACAGAAGAUGUGGCAGAUGAGGAGGAUGAUGAUGAUGAUGACGCUGCCAUCUCUGAUCAAGGCAGGGCCCAGUGGGUUGUCACUCAGGAAAUUAUCCAGCGCAGGAGCAGGAGGCGAGCGAAAGGGAAGGGGCACAGGUUCAAAAGGAAGAGGAUGCUGGCUCCCUUUGUGCCUGGGGGAGUCCGUUCCCGGCGCUGCGGCGGCUGCAGAGGCUGCCUGGUACAGGACGACUGUGCCAGGUGCAUCAACUGCUUGGAUAAACCUAAGUUUGGGGGUCCCAACACCAAGAGACAGUGUUGCAUAUACAAGAAGUGUGAUCGGAUUGAGAAAGCAAAGAUAAAUCGCACAGUAAAAACACUGAAAGUCCUGGCGAGGCCGUUAUCAGGCUCUGUUUCGAGCACAGAUGAAAAGUGGAGCUGUGCAGAUGCAGAGGAAGGAUCGUCCUCAAUGGUGUCUGGAAUCAGGAAGAAGUCUCUUCGUAACGUCAAGCUACGGUCUUACAGCAGCUUGCUCAAAUCAGAAUCUGAAGAAGAAACAGACGACGAUAAGUCGGAUAAAUCGACUUUCAAGCCAAAUGUACCUGUUGUGUCUAACCAAGGUGGUGUUUCGCUGCCAGACGAGCCACUGACAGAGUCGCUGAAACAUCGCCGGCAGUUCUCCAGAAGUGGCAACAGCAGGCCGAGAGCUUACAAGGCACAGGAGAGCACGGAGGACACGACGCCCAGAGAAAGUCUCCCUGAAUCCAGACCAUCCGGGAACCUAAUGCCGAAGCUGCAGCAGCAGCUAAAAAUACACUUGCACCGCCUGCCUGAUUAUAUCCUGCAGUCUGCAACUCUGUCUUUGCCGUGGCAGUCACCUCAGUGCGUGGAUCGGUGUGCUGCACAGUCCAAUCCACCAUUGGCCCAACCUUUAACAAAGCCUGCUAUUGCACAAUCAUCCUGUCCCAUAACAAACUCUCUUCCAGAAAUGUCCCAGCCUGAAAUGCAUCCUGCUUUGCCACUUUCACCCCAUCCUAUUUUAGACUCUCCACAGAAAACUCUGAUGUUACGUUUGCACCAUUUACCCCAGUCCGUUUGCCAGUCACCCCCGAAUCCGCUCAAACCUGUCCCAUCAUCGUCACCUCAGCAACACCCGCAGACUGUACUGUUCCCAGAGGUGUCUCCACAGAUGUGUUCUCAGGGACAGACAAAGUGUGAGAUGAACGAACAAUGCUCUCUGUCAGAGAUGUGCAGAGGUAACGCAGACAAAACCGUGUGCGAGGUUGCGACAGGGUCCCCACAGACUGUCAGCCCAGGCGCAGAGUUACAGAGGUGUGUGCAAGAAGAUCAGGAAUACACUUGUGAGGAGCAGAGUGAAGAGGACCAAGAGGACUCUUCUGUAAGAGAGACGGUGCUGCAAAGCUGUCUAGGAACUGACCACCACUAUGUGCUUCGUUCUCAGAAUCCUGCAGAGUGUGCUUCAGUGAACACCCUGACGGGGUUCAGUAACGGAUUUCCCUUAAAGGGCCUGUUGCAGAACCAGCACAAGAUUCGCGUAGACUUCAAGGAGGACUGUGCGGUCCAGAACGUGUGGCUGAUGGGCGGCCUAAGCGUUCUCACCUCCGUCCCAACAACUCCACAGCCUGUUUGUCUGCUUUGCGCCAGCAAAGGAAAACAUGAGAUGAUAUUCUGCCAGAUCUGCUGUGAGCCUUUCCACAGCUUCUGCCUGACACCCGAGGAGUGUCCUCGGGAGGAAUCUAAGGAGAACUGGUGCUGCAGGCGUUGCAAAUUCUGUCAUGUGUGUGGCCGCAGAAGCAAGAGUUCAAAGCCUGUAUUGCAGUGCAGGAGAUGCCAGACCUGCUACCACCCUUCCUGCUUGGGGCCGACGUACCCAAAGCCUAUAAACUGCACAAUGCCAUGGGUGUGCAUGACGUGCAUUCGCUGUAAGAGCUGUGGCGUGACUCCUGGAAAGAGCUGGGACUUGGCCUGGAACCACGACCAGGACCUCUGUCCCGACUGCACUAAACUCUACAAGAAAGGGGAUUUCUGCACAAUCUGCCACAAGUGCUAUGAAGAGAGCAGCAAACCCUCACAGAUGAUUCAAUGUUCAGAGUGCAGCCACUGGGUUCAUUACAGAUGUGAAGGACUGUCAGAGGAGCUUUUUGGGUUGCUGUUAAGUCAGCCAGACAACGUGGAUUUCACUUGCUCAGCCUGCAAGCAAAACCAGACUGAGCUCAGCAGCUUUAAGGAGGCGCUGCAGAGCAAGUUGAUGGCAGGGUUGGGGGAGGUGAUCGCCAACCUCCUUUCCUCCAGCAGCACUCAGCACCUCUUCGUCUGUAAAAUGUGUCAGGAAACAAACUUUGUCACGGGACUUCAACCUGUCUGUGAUCUACAGGCUGUGGAGAAUAAGUUUAAAAGUGGCGGCUAUAUCUCGAUAAAAGCUUUCCACGUGGACAUCAUAGCUGUAAUGAAGAAAUGGCUGAAAGAAGAGGAACGUCUGCUUGAAGAUCAUAAACCAACAGUGCAGUCUCAAGCACACUACAUCCAGGUGAUGAAGAGAGUAUUCAGUUGGUUUCCUGCACAUGAUAUUAAAAAGUCAAACUGGUUCUCUGAAGAAUUUCGAAGCAUGCUCCCUGAGGCCGUCCUCCCCCCGUCUAAGGAGCACAGUUAUGCACAGUGGCUUGAACGGACGUAUCAGCCCAACGAGUCCAGGGGUCCACAGGCCGACUGUAAACAGUCCUCCAUCACUGCACACAAGUCUGGUGCGCAACACGUCUCGCGUCUGUAUUCGCAAGGGUCCACCAAGGCCGAUAUGAGGCAGUGUGCUCUCUGCCAACAGUAUGGAGAUGCUGCUGCCAUCGAAGCAGGACGGCUGUUGUACUUGGGGCAGAACGAGUGGGCUCACGUGAACUGCUGCCUCUGGUCGGCAGAGGUGUAUGAGCAGAACAGCGCCCUGCUGCAGGUGCACAGCGCCGUCUCAAGGGGCCGCAGCUUGCGUUGUGAUCAUUGUGGACAAUCCGGAGCCACGGUGGGCUGCUGCCUCGCCACCUGCCAGAGUAAUUUCCACUUCAUGUGUGCUCGUGCUGAUAGGUGUGUGUUCCAGCAAGACAGGAAGGUGUACUGCUACCAACACAGGAAUCUUGUUACUGCGAAGAUGGUGUCAGGGAAAGGGUUUGAAGUCCCCCGGAGGGUUUAUGUAGACUUUGAGGGCAUCAAUCUCAGAAGAAAGUUCCUCACAGGCCUGGAGCCAGAAUCUAUAACCAUGACGAUAGGCUCUCUGCAGAUUCAGAAACUCGGUGUGUUGUCAGAGCUGUCAUCGAAUGGCAGGAUGCUGUAUCCUGUGGGUUAUCAGUGCUCAAGGUUGUACUGGAGCACUGUGGACCCCCGAAAGCGCUGUAAGUACACCUGUAAGGUGACGGAGGUGAGCACGCCUCUUCCUGGGGAGGAACGAGAUCCCAGAUGGGACAAAGAGGAAAACCACACUAUCGUCCACAGUCCCAGUGAGCACAGAGCGGGGCCGGAUCCUACAGAUCUGGAAUCUCCUGAUCGACUCAGCUUAGCAUCAACCCCGAUAAAGUCUGAAACCCCUUCACCUGAAUCUAAGAUGCACAACACACUUGGACCCAGAAAUCCUGGUUACACACAAACCAGGAGACCAGCUUGUGGAUUGUCCCGUCCUCUUCCGUCUCCUGGGUCUGCUCCUCAAAAAUCUCAUCACAUUGUGACCCUGAGGGAUCUUGACGACACCCGUCGGCCUCGCAGACUCUCAACAAGAAGUCGCCGCAGUUCCUCGUCGACAGAAAGCGACCCGUCUGUCCCGAUGACCCUCCGCUCCGGCGGCACCGUUCACCCCAGAUGUGCCCUGUUCAGCUCCCCUCCACGAGCCUCCAAUCUGGGACCGGCUUCUCCUCCCCUCUCCCAACACAAUCCCACCUCUCCGGCCUGGAACUCCCCGCCUAGAUCAAACUCCAGCUUGUCUGCAGGGCUUUCACCUCGACAAGGCACAAUCACCCACUCCCCCAGAGGAAGGCAGAUCUUUAAACUCUCAACCCCCGUUUCUGCUGAGGUUCCCCACGACUUUUUGGCGUCAUCUGAGGCAGAAGAUGCUGCUGUCGCCACGACGAAUGGGAACUCGCUGGCUCCUGAUAACCUGGAAGAAGUCGCCCAUCUAAUCUCCCAAGAGCUGCCUUGCACGGUGUUUGACACCGACACGGAGGUUGCAAUGGACUCCAUGCUGAACGCUAAGCUGGAGUUUGAUGAAGCUUUUCUCAAUGAGAAUGUGGCACUUCACUGUGGAGUUCACAACAGCAGAGGAGAUGUGGAAGGCAUCGUGCAAGAUAUGGAGAAAGACAAUCAGGGAAAUGGCUCCGAUGAAGACUCCAGCCAUUACUUAAAGUUUUCACGGACGGUGGUGCGCAGUGCGACGAGCAGCUCCGACCCUUCCGGUCAUCUCCCUUCAGCACAGUCGAUCUCACAGUUAGACGGGGCAGAUGGCGGGUCGGAGAGUGACGACAGCGAGGUUGUUGAAGAACAAACUAAAACCGACACUCACACCCCUACAAAACAGCUAACGGUUGCUCUGAAGAGGCUGGAGUCGGUCUUCUCUGUGUCAAAGUCAAACAUUAGUCAAAGUGAGCAGAAAGCGGCUCAGCCAGAGUUUCAGGAAACGUCUUCACCGCCUGCUGAUCUGAUAUCAAGUAACACAGACGGUGUGUUCUCACUGCAGGAGGAGGAGGUAGGGAGGACCUCAGACACACCAGUAUCUCAAAAGGAUGGGUUUUUGGAUUCAGCAGCAGAUUCAUCUGAAGUUGAACCCGUGUUGCACGCAAAGCAGUGUGCAGAUGAUGAGAAAUAUGACAGUAGCUCAUCAGCAUGCUCGGUUGAAGGAUUUAAAGAUGAUUUGAGUGAUCCUGACUACUCUCCAGAUUUCAAAACCAAAAAGCAACACAUAGCACAGACAAAAACCAUCAUAGUUAAGGCAAAACAGCCGACGAAUCCAAAGCGCUUGUUGCCAAAAUCGCUUCCCGAGUUCAAACCAAAGCUCAGCCUGCUCCUCAACACUCGACCGGGACAGGCCGUAGAUAACGGCUCGCUUUCUUCUCCGGCAGCAGCCUGUGCUGUCCCGCGGCCGGUCACCUCCCCGAUCAUAUUAAACGGCUUAAACGCUUUACCCUUUCAGCCCGGGGCCACACGGGGAAGACCCAUCGCAAUCCGCUUGGACAACGCCAGGCCCGGAGCUCAGCUGCAGCAGGCAGGGACUCAGAAUCGUACGGAGGGAACGUCCUCGUCCACUCCCCCGGUUCCCUCUCGUCAGGUCCUGCUGGUCAACCGCCAAGGACAGAUUCUCAUCAAAGACCCGAGGUCAAACACUUUCCAGGUCGUCGCUACAAACUCACCUGCCUACAGUAGGAUAAGUACCAUUGCCAAGGUUCUCCACAACGAUAACACUCUGAAUCACAACAUGCCGCGUGUGAUUAUCAAGCCUCGGCCCAGCCUCUCCGUCCCUCCCGCCCCCCCUGCCAGCAACCACACACUGGUGGAGAAGAAACUUCUGUUCAGAGUGUUGCCCGUCAGCACCACCAUCACCUCCACCUCUAAUGUUCUCAUCAAUGCUCAGAUGGUUCCCCAGGUUAGUUUCUCCAACCUUGGAGAAGGCACAGCCCAGGCUAUCAUCGACAGAGCGCUGGCUACUCAACAAACUACAACAAACAAACAAAAUCCUAUCAUUUUCACUAACCUUCACCGGCCAAAAGCCGCACAGCAAACGCCAUCCCCGGUUCAAGGCACAGCAAAUUCAGAUAAUGUAUCAGUUGGACCUGCAGAGUCCCCCAGUGUUGUCUCUAAACCAGAACCAGCAGCAGUUCCUUCCCCCCAGCGAGUGAGAGUGAAGAGGGUUUCUACACCGGUAUCUACACCGACGGUUUCUGAACGACCCUCCAGAAAGAAGUCCAAGAUUGACUUUUUGAAGGAUUCAUCGAGUGAAGAAGAGGAAUUUCAGGAGGCCAGACCAAGUGGUGUUAGAAUGAAAGCUCCAACCACAAAAGAUGUUCUUGAUCUGGACCAGGAGAAGGAUUCUGAGCCGCUGAGGAUCCCUGCUCCUCCACCUCCUCCUUCCCCCUGCAGGCGUCCUCCAGCUGAAAGUCCUCCUACAUCCACACAAAGCAACAAUCAUUACCGGGUUGACCCGCACACGUGGGUCAGUGCUCGGCACGGAGACCUCUCCGAGUGGGUUCCAUGUGCAGCAGGUUUUAGCUCAGAAGAAGACACACCUAUAUGUAAACACAGGAAGAGGACAUACAUGAACCAACCCCAUCUGCGUUUUGAAAUCACCAGUGACGAUGGAUUUAGUGUGAAGGCUAACAGCAUAGAAGUUGCCUGGCGCGCAGUGAUCGACAGCGUUCUUGAAGCGCGUGCAGCCUUCCACCUGAAGCAGCUUCCUCUGACCGUGAUGAGCGGCCCCCGAGUGCUGGGCGUCAUCCAUGACGCCGUCAUAUUCCUGUUGGAGCAGCUGCAGGGCGCUGCCAGCUGCAAACGCCACCGCUUCCGCUUCCACCGCUGCGACGAGUUCGAGGAAGAGCUGCCCCUCAAUCCCAGCGGCUGCGCUCGAGCUGAAGUCUACACUCGGAAAGCCACGUUUGAUAUGUUCAACUUCCUGGCAUCGCAGCACAGAGCGCCCCCUGAUCUGGGCCCCUUUGACGAAGACGAAGAUGAAUUCCCGCUGAAAUCAUCCAGCAGGCGAGCCACCAGCACCGAGCUUCCCAUGGCAAUGAGGUUCAGACACCUGGAAAAAAUCUCCAAAGAAGCAGUAGGAGUUUACAGAUCUGCAAUUGAUGGUCGUGGACUCUACUGCAAGAGGAACAUUGAUGCUGGGGAGAUGGUGAUCGAGUACGCCGGCACAGUGAUCCGCGCUGUCCUGACUGAUAAGCGGGAGAAAUAUUAUGACAGCAAGGGCAUCGGCUGUUACAUGUUCCGCAUUGACGACUUUGAUGUCGUGGAUGCAACGAUGCAAGGCAACGCCGCCCGCUUCAUCAACCACUCCUGCGAGCCCAACUGCUACUCUCGCGUCAUCAACGUAGACGGUCGCAAGCACAUCGUCAUCUUUGCACUGAGGAAGAUCUACCGGGGCGAAGAGCUCACCUACGACUACAAGUUCCCCAUCGAGGACGACGACAACAAACUCCACUGCAACUGCGGGGCAAGACGCUGCCGUCGCUUCCUGAAUUAACACAUCCCAUUAAAAAAACAAAAAAAAAAAAAAAGCCAUUUUAUAUGAUGAAAUUCUCCAAGUUGCGGUGAUGAAGCAGUAAGAACGUUGCGUGAUACGUCGUCGUAGCUUUUGGACAAAUCAAGGGCAGUAAGUGUAUUCAUGUUGGUACCUGAGCUGCGUUUAGCAGCCGUAAACCAGAGCCAUAUGUCAAAGCUAGGGAUGAAACUACUAUUUCAGACGGACGGUAGUUGGUGUGUUCUUCUUCUGGAUUUGUAUGUUACAACACACCAUGCCCAGAUUUACUCUGACAGUGGUCGUGCUGAAACUGGGUCUAGACGCGAUUGGUACCACCUACAAAACUACAAUAACUUGACUUCAGUGGUAAAGGGAGAUGGAUUCCUGUCCUGGCGACAGUGUCUGUAAAUAUUCUAUCAACGAGGGGGGUGAAGAGAGUUUAUUCAGCACCUUACUUGAUGCAGGCUCCUCUCGCAGGGCGGCUGUUGCGGCCGGCCGGCCAAAUGAAACAGUUCCAGACAAAGUAAACACAUUAGACUCGAAGCACCUUGUGUACAUUGUAGAGCAGCUAUAUUUUUAACUUCACCUUCGUGUGCAGGGACCCCAUUAUUUCAGGUGCUGUUGACAUUUAUCCUAAAAGGUAGUUUUAAUAUUCACCCAGAUUGUGUUUCACUUCUAGUCGGUUGAAACUUCUUUCUUUUUUUUUUUUUUUUGUACUGGCAGAUGCUGUGAUCUGAAUGCUUUUAUCCUCGUAUUUCGGUCUGUAUGUUCAUCUUUUGUUGUGUAUUUUAAGGCUCAUAAGGGAGUGUUCUUGUUACAGGGUUCAGUCCCUUAUAAAUCUUUGUAUAUUUUCAAUAAUAAAUGUAUAUUCAACAAACUGACUGAUACAAAUGUUCAAGCUUUUACACUGCAGUUAGUAAGUGAAGGCAGACUGGCAGAAAUGAAACUUGCUGUGUAAUGAUCCAAGUUGAUCUACUUUCUUUUUCUUCAUUUGCACCAUCUUUUUCCUGUUUCUGUCACAAAUUCACUACCUCAAAUGUGUCAUGGAGUUGGAUUUAAUUGGAUUACAGAACACAUUUAAUGAAAAACAGCUUCCUUGUUCUGUCUCCACGUUACUCUAGGAUUGUAUGAAAGUAGUCUCGUCAAUACUAUAGGCCGCACGGUAAUGUUACUUGUUUCUUGGCAACCACACAAAGCUACUGGUUGUAUAUAGAAUUUUUUUUUUUUCUUGACUUAAUUGAAUUUGAUGUGAAUCCAUAUUAUUUUACAGCCUCACUAAGGGUCAUUGCCUGUAAAUAGUUGUAUAAAAAUUUGUUAAAUAUUUUUUUACCAUCACCCUUUUGUUAAUUUAUGUUCAAUAAAAAAAAUGUUUAAAGGUU
Cololabis saira (Pacific saury) is the source of this 10511-nucleotide messenger RNA. It is a transcript of the gene kmt2ba, whose product is annotated as lysine (K)-specific methyltransferase 2Ba. Gene Ontology annotation, molecular function: DNA binding; histone H3K4 methyltransferase activity; protein binding. The transcript is spliced from 38 exons. Gene Ontology annotation, biological process: positive regulation of DNA-templated transcription. The coding region runs from base 43 to 9135 and encodes 3030 amino acids. NCBI's taxonomy places the organism in Eukaryota, Metazoa, Chordata, Actinopteri, Beloniformes, Belonidae. Gene Ontology annotation, cellular component: histone methyltransferase complex; nucleus. The record is from RefSeq and is a predicted model, not a curated record.